Messenger RNA from Exserohilum turcica Et28A, 1688 nucleotides. RefSeq lists its product as uncharacterized. Gene Ontology annotation, cellular component: cytoplasm; nucleus; spindle. Bases 93 to 1448 code for a protein of 451 amino acids. Gene Ontology annotation, biological process: microtubule cytoskeleton organization; nuclear division; nuclear migration by microtubule mediated pushing forces. Gene Ontology annotation, molecular function: GTP binding; structural constituent of cytoskeleton. Lineage: Eukaryota; Fungi; Ascomycota; Dothideomycetes; Pleosporales; Pleosporaceae. The transcript has 5 exons. The record is from RefSeq and is a predicted model, not a curated record.
CCCAGCUGCUCCUCGACUUUCUCGCGGACGCACUCUCCUGUUCACCCCCACCCCAUUCCGAUACCCAAUUACUACUCCGUUUCUAGUUCAAAAUGAGAGAAGUUAUCAGUCUGAACGUCGGCCAGGCCGGUUGCCAGAUUGCAAACUCUUGCUGGGAGCUCUACUGCCUCGAGCACGGCAUCCAGCCCGAUGGCUACCUCACUGAGGAGCGCAAGGCCGUCAACGACGACCACGGCUUCAGCACCUUCUUCUCGGAGACGGGCCAGGGCAAGUAUGUCCCCCGUACCAUCUACGCCGAUCUCGAGCCCAAUGUCGUCGAUGAGGUGCGCACCGGUGCCUACCGCUCCCUCUUCCACCCCGAGCAGAUGAUCACAGGCAAGGAGGAUGCCUCGAACAACUACGCCCGUGGCCACUACACCGUCGGCAAGGAGCUCAUUGACCAGGUCCUCGACAAGGUCCGCCGCGUUGCCGACAACUGCGCCGGUCUGCAGGGUUUCCUCGUCUUCCACUCGUUCGGCGGUGGAACCGGUUCCGGUUUUGGCGCCCUGCUCAUGGAGCGUCUGUCGGUCGACUAUGGCAAGAAGUGCAAGCUCGAGUUCUGCGUCUACCCAGCGCCCCAGGUCGCCACAUCGGUCGUCGAGCCAUACAACUCGAUCCUCACCACGCACACGACGCUCGAGCACUCCGACUGCAGCUUCAUGGUCGACAACGAGGCCAUCUACGACAUCUGCCGAAGGAACCUUGGCAUUGAGCGCCCCAACUACGAGAACCUGAACCGUCUGAUUGCUCAGGUCGUCUCCUCCAUCACCGCCUCCCUGCGAUUCGACGGUUCCCUCAACGUCGACCUGAACGAGUUCCAGACCAACUUGGUCCCCUACCCUCGUAUCCACUUCCCUCUCGUUGCCUACGCCCCCGUCAUCUCCGCCGCCAAGGCCGCGCACGAGGCCAACUCGGUCAACGAGAUCACCAACGCCUGCUUCGAGCCAAACAACCAGAUGGUCAAGUGCGACCCUCGCAACGGAAAGUACAUGGCCACGUGCCUGCUGUACCGUGGUGACGUUGUCCCCAAGGACACACACGCCGCCAUUGCCCAGGUCAAGACCAAGCGCACCGUUCAGUUCGUUGACUGGUGCCCGACUGGUUUCAAGGUUGGUAUCUGCUACCAGCCUCCUCAGAACGUCCCCAACGGCGACCUCGCCUCGGUCAACCGCGCCGUCUGCAUGUUGUCCAACACCACAGCCAUUAGCGAGGCUUGGUCCGCUCUUUCGCACAAGUUCGACCUCAUGUACAGCAAGCGUGCCUUUGUCCACUGGUACGUUGGUGAGGGUAUGGAGGAAGGUGAAUUCUCCGAGGCUCGUGAGGAUCUCGCUGCUCUUGAGCGCGAUUACGAGGAGGUUGCCGCCGACAGCCUGGGCGACGACGAGGAGGGUGUCGAGGCAGAGUACUAAGAUGUCUUGCUUUGCAUUGUUGAUGGGCAUGUUCCUUGUUCGAAGCGCCUGCUUUUGUUUUCUUCUCACCCGACACAAGCGAGCAUAGACCACUUUGACAUUGACAAGCACUCGACUUUUGACGAGAGCUGCUAGCGUGCGCUCUCGAGACAUCAAGCAAUUUGGGUUCAAUUGCCCUCUUUCUAUGUUACUACCUUUAGUAAUGGCCAAUAAAUUGUUCAAUGGCAUCUUUACUCUUUG